This is a messenger RNA of Oppia nitens, 1002 nucleotides long. Its product is annotated as histone H1A, sperm-like. Gene Ontology annotation, molecular function: double-stranded DNA binding; nucleosomal DNA binding; structural constituent of chromatin. The transcript has a single exon. Bases 155 to 781 code for a protein of 208 amino acids. The record is from RefSeq and is a predicted model, not a curated record. NCBI's taxonomy places the organism in Eukaryota, Metazoa, Arthropoda, Arachnida, Sarcoptiformes, Oppiidae. Gene Ontology annotation, cellular component: nucleosome; nucleus. Gene Ontology annotation, biological process: nucleosome assembly; negative regulation of DNA recombination; chromosome condensation.
CUGUCUAUUGAUUGGUUCAUUCAGUUUGGACAUCAGUUUGUCUGUAGAGCUAUAAAAGCGACUGACGUUUGGCGCUAAAGACUAAUUCAGUGUUUUAUUUUGAUCCCAAAAGGUUUUUAUUAUCUCUGUGUCCGUACCGCACAAAAUAGCAAACAUGACUGAAACUACAGCUACCACUGCCACCACUACUCCAUCAAAGACGGCUUCGGCCAAAAAGGCUAAGACCGCUGCGGCCAAAAAGCCGAAAGCACCGGCCAGUCACCCACCGGUCGCCGAGAUGGUUGUUGCCGCUGUCAAGACCCUGAAAGAGCGAAACGGUUCAUCAGCUCAGGCCAUCAAGAAGUACAUCGCCGCCAAUUAUAAGGUCGAUGUCGAUCGUCUACAGCCAUUCAUCCGAAAGUACUUGAAGGCCGCUGUCAUCAACGGUACACUGUCGCAGACCAAAGGAAAGGGCGCCAGCGGUUCAUUCAAACUGUCCGCCACCACUAAGGCCGCCAAACCAGCCAAGGCUAAGGCUCCCGCUAAGCCAAAGGCCAGCCCCAAGAAGAAGGCCGCAGCGCCGGCAGCCAAGAAAACCAAGGCUGCAAAGUCGCCAAAGAAAGCUGUAGCCGCCGCCAAACCGAAGGCAGCAAUCAAAGCCAAAUCCCCAAAGGCCAAGAAGACCGUCGAGAAGAAGGCAAAGGCAGUGAAAGCCGCCAAAUCACCGAAAAAGGUGGUGAAGAAGGCAGCAGCCAAACCAAAGGCAGCGGCAGCCAAGAAACCCGCGAAAGCAUCCAAAUAAAUGGAUUUCCAACAAAACAAAAUGAUCACACAUUUUGUGGAUACACACAAACGGCCCUUUUUAGGGCCACUAAAAGUGAUUGAUCCCAAAAGGAUUGACUUAUAAUAUGUUUUUUUCUAAUUGUCUUUCAUUUUCUAUUCAUAUCAUUUUCACUCAUAUUUUUGGUCUAAAAGUAUAUUUUUUUUAAAUUUCAAUCUUUCUAUACAUUAAAGUUAUCGUCU